ACAGACGCUCUGCGCUGUCACUGCGCUUGCGGCAACUCUAUGGUGUUCCGUCUAUCUCUAUGGUCCCGUGGCCGCAUCGGUAUCCUGUGUUAGCAGAGGAGCAAUUGGACAUGGGGGAGGGUUUGGGGAGGGCUGGGAUGCUGUAUUGUGACAGCCAGGGUUGCAUUCCCAACAUGGAUAUGGUGGUGUGAAGCCGGGAGACAGAUUUGAGUUGUGAAAUCAGCAGUGAGAUGGGAGACACCAUGGUGGAACCACUGUCCUCUAAUCUCUCUGAGCAAGCCUUGCCCUUACAGAAUAAUGGCGGGAGCCCACUCUGUGUCAUCACAGAGGGUGUCAUGGAGUUAUCUUUAGUGAUAGACCCUGAUGUAGCUCAGAAAGCUUGUCAAGAUGUUCUGGAAAAGGUCAAACUCAUGCAUAGCCCAUCUGUGGAGAGCUUGGAUAAAAUAGAUGGAUGUGACUCAAGUGACACAGGUGAACUGGCAAAUGGGGGUGCAAGCAUGGAAUCGGGUCCCACUAUUACAGCCUCCAGAAUCUGUGAAGAAGAUGAAUCUCAGAUUGACAUCAAUAGUGUGAAGAAUGCCAGGAGGCGACAGAAAAACAACUCUGCCAAGCAGUCCUGGUUGCUGCGUUUGUUUGAAUGUAAACUUUUUGAUAUCUCUAUGGCCAUCUCAUACUUGUACAACUCCAAGGAACCUGGUGUCCAGGCAUAUAUCGGCAACCGGCUCUUCUACUUUAGAAAUGAAGAUGUGGAUUUUUUUCUUCCACAACUCCUUAACAUGUAUAUUCACAUGGAUGAGGAUGUUGGGGAUGCUAUAAAACCAUAUGUCGUUCACCGUUGCCGGCAAAGCAUCAAUUUUUCAUUGCAGUGUGCCUGGCUUCUGGGUGCCUACUCCUCUGACAUGCACAUUUCCACUCAGCGCCAUUCCCGUGGAACCAAGCUCCGUAAGCUUAUACUCUCAGAUGAGCUGAAGCCAGCUCAUAAGAAGCGAGAACUGCCCCCACCUCUAAGCCUAACUCCAGACACUGGUUUGUCCCCCUCCAAGAGGACCCACCAAAGGUCCAAGUCUGAUGCUACUGCCAGCAUAAGCCUAAGCAGUAACCUGAAGAGGACAGCCAGCAACCCAAAGGUGGAGAAUGAUGAUGAGGAGCUCUCGUCCAGUUCGGAAAGUCUCGAUAGGUCGUUCUCCUCCCCAGUGCGGCUUGCUCCAGAGAGGGAGUUCAUCAAAUCUCUCAUGGCCAUCGGAAAACGUCUCGCCACCCUCCCCACCAAGGAACAGAAGACCCAGCGGCUCAUCUCUGAGCUCUCGCUGCUCAACCACAAGCUUCCAGCUCGUGUCUGGCUGCCUACUGCCAGCUUUGACCACCAUGUGGUACGGGUACCUCACACUCAAGCUGUUGUUCUGAACUCCAAGGAUAAGGCCCCAUACCUUAUUUAUGUAGAAGUCCUUGAGUGUGAAAACUUUGAGACGUCUACUGUCCCUUCUCGGAUCCCAGAGAACCGAAUCCGGAGUACAAGGUCUGUGGAGAACCUUCCAGAGUGUGGCAUAACUCAUGAACAGAGAGCUAGCAGCUUCACUACUGUCCCAAAUUAUGACAAUGAUGAUGAGGCAUGGUCAGUGGAUGACAUUGGAGAGCUUCAGGUGGAGCUACCUGAGCUUCAUGCUAAUAGCUGUGACAACAUCUCCCAGUUUUCAGUGGACAGUAUUACGAGCCAGGAGAACAAUAAGGAGCCUGUCUUUAUAGCAGCUGGAGACAUCAGGAGACGUCUUUCAGAACAGUUGGCCAGCACACCAACAACCUUUCGCAGGGACCCAGAAGAUCCUUCUGCUGUCGCCCUUAAGGAGCCAUGGCAGGAAAAAGUCAGAAGAAUAAGAGAAGGCUCACCCUAUGGCCAUUUCCCCAACUGGAGACUCCUGUCUGUAAUUGUAAAAUGUGGGGAUGACCUUCGUCAAGAGCUGCUAGCAUACCAGGUUCUGAAACAGCUCCAGUCCAUCUGGGAGCAUGAACGGGUACCUCUGUGGAUCCGGCCUUAUAAGAUCCUGGUGAUAUCUGCAGACAGUGGAAUGAUCGAGCCAGUGGUGAAUACAGUGUCCAUACAUCAAGUGAAGAAGCAAUCACAGCUGUCGCUGCUUGACUACUUCUUACAGGAACAUGGAAACUACACCACUGAGGCCUUCCUUACAGCACAGCGCAACUUUGUUCAGAGCUGUGCAGGAUACUGUCUGGUCUGCUAUUUGCUGCAGGUCAAGGACAGACACAAUGGAAACAUCCUGCUUGAUGCUGAGGGACACAUUAUCCAUAUAGACUUUGGAUUUAUUCUCUCCAGUUCCCCCCGAAAUCUUGGCUUCGAGACCUCUGCCUUCAAACUGACCUCAGAGUUUGUUGACGUGAUGGGAGGACUAAAUGGUGAUAUGUUUAAUUACUACAAGAUGCUGAUGCUACAGGGUCUGAUUGCUGCUCGCAAACACAUGGACAGAGUGGUGCAGGUCGUCGAGAUUAUGCAGCAAGGUUCCCACCUACCCUGUUUCCACGGUUCAAGCACUAUCCGCAACCUUAAGGAACGAUUCCACAUGAACAUGACAGAGGAACAGCUUCAGCUCCUUGUAGAACAGAUGGUGGACGGGAGCAUGAGAUCCAUAACCACCAAGCUGUAUGAUGGUUUCCAGUACCUGACCAAUGGAAUAAUGUGACCCCCCCACUCCUACACCUGUACUGACUUUGUGGAAAGCCCACUAAACCACCCUCAGUGCUGGUAGCCAGGCGUAGGUGCUGCCUCUUUCCUUCCACCCUUUCUUUUUAUAACAUGCUAUCAGGACAGGAGUGGGUGUUGAGUGAGCAUCUGUGACUGGCAUGGACCAGAUUGGGGUUUUACAUGGAUAUUACUAUUAUUGAGGGAUGGAACAUUGCCUGGUUCUUUGCUGGAGACAAUAACCAUUUUCAGCCACAGUAGAUAAAUAUGCGGAUAUUCUUCCCCAUUCAGUAUUUUUUACUCAAAUCCUCAGUGUUCAGCAGUUGCUGUAUUAGCAUCCUCCAGCCUUCAAAAUCAUGCUUCUUGGCUUUGGCCCUGUCGAUUACAUGAAAUUAAGUCAUUCUGACCUUUUCCUGACCCUCGUGUUUAAGACGUAUAACUGAGGUGAACUAGAGUUGUGCCUCACUGUCCAUCCCCUACACUUUGGUCCUCCCUGCCACUAACGUGAGAAGAUGAUGUUUGGAAAGGGAAGGUGUUAAACGGUGUGACUUCUUUGAACUUCCACACAAUACUGUGUGUAAUGUAUGUCAACUAAAUUGUAAUUAUUUGUCAUACCAACCUGUGACCUACUAAUGUAUAUAAGGGCAUCAAUCUAUUGCUAAAAAUCUCUUCCUGCUUUAAAAUCCUUUAUUUUUAUUUUGUGUUUAAAUGUGUGAAUAUUUCUUUUUUCCCAUUCUUUGACCAUCACUGAAAAAUAUAAAUCUUGAUCUGCCAGGGCUAUGGGGUAAUAGAAUUAUGUUGCAUUUGCCAUUGGUAGUAAAAGCUAACUUGGCUGUAACUAAAAAUAAUUAGUUAUAUUUCUGUGUAAUUAGCACUGUCCAGCUUAAAAAAAAUCUGUUUAAGAUAUUCUUUUUUUAUUUAAUUGAUUUUAUUAUGAACCAAAAAAAAAUAUUCUGUUUUUGAGUAUUUCUCCGGACUCUGUUUCUGAACUCUUGUGUACAGGAACAUAGAAGCCUUUAAAUAAAAAGACCCCCAGCACAGCUUGUCCUAACUGUAAGGAUAAAGGACUCUGGUUUAUCAGUCCUGUGUUUUGCUAAAUUUAAGGUGGAGGCACAUUACACUACAUCAUUAGAGGCCACGUCUUUACAAUAGGACUGCCCCCAAGGACCAGCAGAAAACACAGACCUCCAAAUAUAAGGGGGCACAACGUGCAGGGUCACGUCGCUCCUGUUUUUGGGGAGCGAAGGAUCUUUUUUAGGAAAUGUUGCGUCUUGAAUGCUUUCAUGUCAACUUUAUAUUAAAAUGAGAUAAUCCAA
Messenger RNA from Bombina bombina (fire-bellied toad), 4005 nucleotides. It is a transcript of the gene PI4KB, whose product is annotated as phosphatidylinositol 4-kinase beta. NCBI's taxonomy places the organism in Eukaryota, Metazoa, Chordata, Amphibia, Anura, Bombinatoridae. The transcript has 12 exons. Bases 231 to 2690 code for a protein of 819 amino acids. Gene Ontology annotation, molecular function: 1-phosphatidylinositol 4-kinase activity. The record is from RefSeq and is a predicted model, not a curated record. Gene Ontology annotation, biological process: phosphatidylinositol phosphate biosynthetic process; phosphatidylinositol-mediated signaling. Gene Ontology annotation, cellular component: membrane; cytoplasm.